AUGGUUUGCUGUAUCUUCUUGUCUUUGUUCAACGUUUUGAAGGGAAAUCGUGCUGUGGUUACCAUCGAGCUGAAAAACGAUGUGCAACUCCGUGGAACAUAUCCUUUUGCACUUUUAUCAUCGUUUUUGUCCUUCAUUUGCAGUAUUGACUCAGUUGAUCAGUUUUUGAACUUCAAGCUCGGAAAUGUGGAAGUUGUGAAUAAGGACCGCUUCCCCCAUUUAAUUCCCAUGACGAGUUGUUUUGUUCGUGGUUCUGUGAUUCGAUAUAUCCAUCUCACGAAGGCUGACAUAAAUGAAGAUUUGCUUCUGAGUAUAUCCUUGUGGAAUGACAGCAAUUCGAGUAUUCCUUCACGCUUACGCCGCGCGAACCGAAGCAGAUACUAUGGCAAACGAAAAAUAGCGUGUUUGUUCAAUCAAAAAUAA
Molecule: messenger RNA, 423 nt
Organism: Blastocystis hominis
Lineage: Eukaryota; Bigyra; Opalinata; Blastocystidae
Exons: 3
Coding region: 1-423 (140 amino acids)
Biological process (GO): mRNA splicing, via spliceosome
Cellular component (GO): catalytic step 2 spliceosome; U4/U6 x U5 tri-snRNP complex; Lsm1-7-Pat1 complex
Molecular function (GO): RNA binding
Source: RefSeq, a predicted model, not a curated record